AUGAAAUUCUACUCCUUAUCAUCUGGGGUGGCAAACUUCUUGCUGUCUAACAGUGAAGGUAGAGAACUGGAUCUCCCCUUUCAACUUACAGAUCAAGAAAUGGAGAUCGUCCGUUAUAAUAGAAGUACAUUUAUACUGGGACGCUCAGGCACCGGGAAGACAACAGUUCUUACAAUGAAAUUAUGUCAGAAAGAACAGCAGCAACGUAUUGCAGAGGAAGGAUUCUAUGGUGUUGAGAAUGCACUCUCGCAUGUUUUUCCGAAUAAUAACGAGGUUGAGCAGAGUCCUACUGGUGCUAAAAUGUGUGUCUUGCGCCAGCUUUUUGUGACAGUGAGUGCGAAACUCUGUUUUGCCGUCAAGCAACAUGUUUUACACUUGAAAAGUUUUUCUUCUGGGGGAAACCAUUCAGGUGAAUGCAGUUCGACUGAUAGCAUUGAUUUUGAGGAUGAAGAAGCCCAGUUCAACAAUAUCCCAGAUUCUUUUCUUGAUAUUCCGCCCAACUGUUAUCCUCUUUUCAUAACAUUCCAUAAGUUCUUGAUGAUGCUUGAUGGAACCUUAGGUAACUCAUUCUUUGAAAGAUUCCUUGACACCUCAGAACCUCGACAAAAGGAGGUCAAUCUUGCGAGGUUCAGCACCUCGUAUUGGCCUCAUUUUAAUAUACAACUAACAAAGAAGCUUGAUCCUUCUAAAGUAUUUACGGAGAUUAUCUCUCAUAUAAAAGGCGGCCUGCGAGUCACAAAAGCAGGUGAUGGAAAACUCAGUCGAGGAGAUUAUGUCCAACGUUCAGAGGGCCGGGUGUCAAAUCUAAGCAAGGAGAAGAGGGAGAUGAUAUAUGAUAUAUUUCUGGUUUAUGAAAAAAAGAAAAAGAAAAAUGUUGAAUUUGAUGUCACUGAUUUUGUUAAUGAUAUUCACCGUCGACUCAGACGUGAAAAGUACAAGGGUCAUGAAAUGGAUUUUGUAUAUAUUGAUGAGGGUCAGGAUCUAACAGUCAAUCAGAUUAGACUCUUCAAACACGUUUGCAGUAAUGUUGAAGAGGGUUUUGUUUUUUCUGGUGAUACUGCACAGGCAAUUGCAAGGGUUAUUGAUUUUAGAUUCCAAGAUUUACGACACAUGUUCUACAAGGAAUUCGUACUGGAAUCAAAAAGAGAUAAACAGGAACAAAGAGAAGACAAAGGACAAAUCUCAAAAAUAUUGCAUUUGUCUCAAAACUUCCGUACGCAUGAUGGUAUACUGAAGUUAUCACAGAGCAUAAUUGAUCUACUUUACCAUUUUUUCCCCCAAUCUAUUGAUAAAUUGAAACCUGAAACCAGCCCAAUAUAUGGGGAAGCUCCAGUUUUGCUUGAACCUGGAAAAAAUGAGAAUAUAAUCAUGAAGAUUUUUGGAAGUUUUCGUGGAAAUAUAGUUGGCUUUGGAGCAGAGCAGGUUAUUUUGGUGCGUGAUAAGCGUGCUCGGAACGAAAUUUCCAAUCAAGGCAAGCGAGCUCUUGUUCUUACUAUAUUGGAGAGCAAGGGCCUUGAAUUUCAGGAUGUACUGCUUUACAACUUUUUUGGAUCAUCACCAUUGCAAAAUCAGUGGAGGGUGAUAUAUGAUUACAUGAAGGAGCAUGAUUUGCUUGACUCCACUUUACCUGAGCACUUUCCAAGUUUUGAUGAAGACAAACACAACAUCUUAUGUUCCGAACUUAAGCAACUAUAUGUUGCUGUCUCUCGUACUAAACAAAGGUUGUGGGUUUAUGAGAAUAUGGAAGAGCUAUCCAAUCCCAUGUUUAACUAUUGGAAAAGGAAAUGUCUUGUGCAAGUUAGGCACUUCGAUGAUUCACUUGCAAGGGAAAUGCAAGCUCAGAGCAAUCCAGAGGAGUGGAGGUCACGUGGCAUGAAGCUCUAUCAAGAGGAUAACUAUGAAAUGGCCACAAUGUGUUUUCAAAGAGCUGGUGAUACUUAUUGGGAAAGAAGGUCGAAAGCUGCUGGCCUGAAAGUUAUGGCUGACCUUAAGCGCACUUCAAAUCCUGAAAAGGCUAAUGCUCUCCUCAAGGAAGCUGGAGAAAUUUUUGAAUCUUUAGGGAAGGCAGAUUCUGCUGCCCAAUGCUUUUUUGAUUCUGGGGAGUACAAAAGAGCAGCUAGGAUUUAUUUGAACAAAUGUGGAAAACCUGGACUUGAAAGAGCUGCAGAAUGCUAUUCUCUAGCAGGAUGCUACAAGCAUGCAGCCGAAAUAUUUGAAUCUAUAGGCAAAGCAGAUUCUGCUGCCAGAUGCUUCUAUUAUUUGGAGGAGUAUGAAAGGGCAGCUAAUAUUUAUUUGGAAAAGUGCGGCGAACGUGGACUUGAAAGAGCUGGCAAAUGCUUCUCUCUAGCAGGAUUCUAUGAGCAGGCAGCCGAUGCAUAUGCCAGGGGCAAAUUUUUCUCCCAGUGUUUAACUAUGUGUUUGAAAGGAAAAUUAUUUGACAUAGGUUUGGAAUAUUUUAAAUUUUGGAAGCAACAAGCAAGAGAAGAGUAUGAUCGGGCUUUAAGAGGAAAAGGUACGGAUGAAAUUGAACUGGAUUUUCUUGAGAACUGUGCUUUUCACUAUUAUCAUGAGGUUGAAGAUAACAGAUCCAAGAUGAAACUUGUUAAAGUUGAAAUGUUAUCUGGGCGAAAAUUUUUGAACACUCAUCUUUCUUCAAGCUCUUCAAAGUAUGUGUGGGAAGAAAAUAUUAUUUGUGAUCUGAAAAAGUAUUCUGAAGUCAAGAAAUCUAAAAAGCAGGUUUCGAUUGAUUCACUGGUGUACUUUUGGAAUUUUUGGAUGGAUAAGAUUGUUUAUUUGAUAGAAUAUUUUGGAUGUCUAGAAACCCUAGAUGUUAAUAAGAGAAGAAGUUAUGGAGACUUCUUUUUAAAUUACUUGGCGGUGUGGAGGGAGUUUCAUGAUGAUUUGAAUCCAAUAUAUCUUUUACUCAUCUCUGAUGCUGAUUGGGUUAGUGGUGUGGUGGAUAAGCGUUAUUUUAUAAGUAAUGGUGAAUUGGUCAGUGUUGAUUUUUGCCAAAUUGUUUCAUCUGCUAAGAUUUAUUGGAGUUCAGAACUACUCUCUUUCAGUACUAAGAUUUUGAAUAAGCUUCAAGUGCUUUACGAGUUCAUGACCGAAAAAUCUGAUUCAAUCUUCUGCCAAAGCUGGUGUCUUACCCAGAUUUAUGUGGUUGCAAACUGUCUUUUGGAGUCAAAAUACCUGAAGCUAACGUAUACAGAUUUGAAUACACUACAGCAUUUUGUUAAUCUGUCAACUGAAAACAUUGUUGCUUGCAUAUUUCCUUUAGAUUGGAGGAAAUCUUUGAGAGAGAAUAUGAUUUCUCUGAGACAAAACGAUGCUUGUAAAAGUUUACUCAAGAAAGUUGUAGUUGAUUAUAUGAGCUCAAAGAAAAAGCUGUCUUAUGGGCAAGUAGGAAGGAUUGCAAUGAUUAUUCUUGGCUCUAGCAAUUUUAAUAAUGAAUUGUAUGCUGUGAAUAAUUUGCAUUGUAGUGCACCAUGGAAGGUGUUCAUUAAGAACAUAUGUCAAGAACCGAAAGAGGAGUCUCUGCCGUGGUGGUUCCACGAAGCUUUGGAUGACACUUAUCUUGCAAACUGGGAGGGAGAACGUGACUUCCUGUCACCUGAUUGCUUGUUGUAUCUUUUUGAACGCCUUCUGAUGUGGGUGUCCUGCUUACAAGGGUACGUUAUCACUACAAAAUCUUGUUUUACUAAAUGGCUGAUACACCAGCAGGAAGAUACAAAAUUUACUUCCAGUAUAAGGCCUGAUGUGCCAAUAUGUUCUGAAGUCAUCCUUCAGUUUUUGAUUGAUGUGGUUCGGGAUUUGCUUUAUGAUAAGAACACCGUGGUUGAAUGGAUUCAAAAGUCUAUCAAGGAUUGGGAGAAAUAUUAUUCACUGCUGAUCCUGAGAUUGGUUGUCAUCUUGUGCUUGCUUUAUUUUAAUUUUGGGAUGUGUUUUAGCAUACUUUUGGAACUAAUUUGGAGGGACUACAUCACUGAGCAACUACCAAAGGAGUUUUGUGAGGCCCUCAGGAGACUUAUAUUUGUACAAAAUUCUCCUAGUAUAAAUGUGAAUCUGAUUGAGGAAGCCUUUAAGAAAAUUGGUAAUCCUUUGGUAGUUGCAAGUUUCGGGAUUGAUUGUUCAAGGUUCAUUUGUUCAGAUGCCAUUUUUUUCGACAUGAAGGCCAACCUGUGCAUUGACGAAAUGUUGAGAACAUUGUUCUCAAAACCGCACAUUCAUGUUCAAUCUUCACGAGGUCAAUCUGAAGCCAUGGUGGUAGAAGCUAAAAGUUACUGCUCUGCUGCGCCUUCUGCUUAUGAUUCAAAUGAGGCUAACUGCUGUAAGCUUGUUCCACACACCCCCGGCUUGGUAACAGAUAAGGUCCAGAACACUGGAAAUAGCAAGCAAAGUAGCCUUCCAAUGGAUUUUGAUUUCUUUUGGGAAAUAAUUGAAGGUUUACAAUUGUUGGAGAAGGAAGGAGAUGAGAGUAGUUUAUCUUCAGAGGCCUCAACAAUCAAGUUGGAUCUGGAGAAAGCUAUUGGCACCUGGACUGCUGUAUGGUCUACAUACUAUUCAAACUGUGACGACAGAGGAGCAUUAUCUGCAGAAGUACUUCACAUGCUUGAUGAAACGGUGCAACUCUAUGCUGUAUUAGAUGGGAGUGAGCAGGAACUUCGCAACAAAAUUUCAACAGUUGCAGAACUUUCAAGGCGGUUGCAGUCAAGGAGGCAAACGGUGGAGCCAAUCUUGACUUUCCUAGUUUUGGAGCACAAUUCAAAGCUUGCUAGGAAUGCAAUCUUGAAUCAGCUAGUUUUUUAG
This is a messenger RNA of Prunus dulcis (almond), 4809 nucleotides long. RefSeq lists its product as uncharacterized. Lineage: Eukaryota; Viridiplantae; Streptophyta; Magnoliopsida; Rosales; Rosaceae. The record is from RefSeq and is a predicted model, not a curated record. Gene Ontology annotation, molecular function: protein binding; ATP binding.